Messenger RNA from Anthonomus grandis grandis, 4483 nucleotides. Its product is annotated as calcium-activated chloride channel regulator 4-like. The coding region runs from base 365 to 3985 and encodes 1206 amino acids. The record is from RefSeq and is a predicted model, not a curated record. The transcript is spliced from 5 exons. Lineage: Eukaryota; Metazoa; Arthropoda; Insecta; Coleoptera; Curculionidae.
GUAGUGGGAGUGAGUAGUGAAUUCAAUUCGCAGCUUUGGGUCGUCGGAUCUUCUUCGAAUGCGCUUUCGAAACUUUCAGUCCGUCAGCGAACAGUCAACGAGACGGUCGUACAUUGGCGCUUUAAACAGUCGCAUAUAAAAUAAAGUUCGCGUGAGUUUUUUGUUGAUGUUCAGUUACCACGGCAACUUCUUUUUUGUAAAUCGAUACGACGGUUUUUGGUUAUUGUUGUUGUUGUCAAGCCGGCGGCUCCGGUGUUUCGGAAUAAUAAUGUGCAUCAAAUUGUAAUUUAAAAAAAAAAUUCUUGGUUUACUGAGACACUAAAAAAAAGACUGAGAAUCAAACCCUCCUCAAAACUAUAAAACAAUGAUGGAAUUUCGUCAUAUUUCGGUAGUAUUGGCGGUUUUAAUUUGGAGUGCCGCAAGUGCUUUGGAACUGAGGAAUCGUGCCUACGAGAAUUUGGUUAUUAAGAUUGCCGAUAAUGUGCCGGAGGACGAUUGCAAAAAUAUUUUGGCUAAUUUAGAGGGAACUCUUACGAGUGCAUCGCAAUAUCUCUUUUCCGCUUUAGACAGCAGAGCUUACUUACGUUCGGCAACUGUUUUACUUCCCUCGUCAUGGUCGGACUCAUGCGCUUCUUCGUCUGUGUUGGCUUCUUCCGGUGAAGAUUCCGAUAUAACUGUGUUGCCAGCCGAUCCUAUCAGAGGCUCCAUCUACACCCAACAAUCCCUCGGGUGCGGCCAACCCGGUGACCAGAUCUACUUGAGCUAUGAGACUCUACAGCGCAAAGAUGCCACUCUACCACGUUCUUUGAUCAAAGAGUUCUCCAUGUAUCGCUAUGGCGUGUUUGAGGAGCAAGGCUACUUCAACGAUCCAGUUUACCCCAUGUGCUUCUAUGACGAUGACAAAAAGAAAGUGAAAGUCACUGGAUGCUCAGAUCUGCAGAUAACCGAUACAGGAGUGUGCUCUGGAGAAUACUCCUUCCCUUACAAUGUAACUGAGAUGGUCGAUCCUGAUGCCAGGUCCUCCAUAAUGUUUGCUGCGGAAGCCCCAUCUGUUAGCAUGUUCUGCGAUGAAGGAAACCAUGACAGAUACGCUCCUACUAAGCACAACUUGAUAUGUCAAAGGCGUAGCGUCCUGGAUGUGGUCCUGAGACAUCCCGAUUUCCUUGCGAGCAACGACCAAGGCAACUUGAAUAACGAUCAGAUCAUUAAUACAGCCCCAAUGAUCAUUUAUAAGAAACAAAACCUCACACGCUACGUGUUUGUUAUAGAAAACAACAAGGACAUGUUGCAAAGGGAGUCCUGGACCUACCUUAGGCUCGCCAUAAGGUUCUGGGCCAAAUAUGUGGUACCUGACAACACUGAGGUCGGUUUGGUGCUAAAUGCCAGCAACCCCACAAAGAACUUCAAAAUCGUUAGCGUGAAAAAUGGAGUAAUCGAUCGGUUUGGCACUUCUAACAGGGAUAGCUUCUACAGUGCCAUUCCGUACACCCCCAGCGAAUCCACUCUACCGGGAUGCCUGCAUUGCUCGAUAAAAGUAGCCAUGGACAUGUUAAAUGAACGAACCAGAACCCAAGGUCCGGCCAAUAACGUCAUAGUCGUGAUAGCACCGGGGAUGAAACUGACCGAUCAAAUGAAGAAGGUGGUGGAGGAUUUGAAGCUGAAUAAAAUCCGAGUGGCCGCCAUCAAUUUCCCUGAUAUCCUGCAACCGGAUACUUUGAGGUAUUUGGCUGAGGAGACCAAUGGAGUUGACUAUACAGUUUUUGAGAAGAAGCUGAACGUUGAUGUUACUUAUUUGACCACCUACUUUGAACUGCAUAACAUCUUAUAUAAUAUCGUGCAGAAGUUCUACUCUGGAAGCCAAGCGGAUCUACCCAUGGAGAUUCAUCGUCGUGAAAUCACCGAUAAAACCGGCAGACCCUUGGUGAGCGGCACUUUUAUAAUGGAUCCAAGCAUGACGGAACCGGCUCAAUUCACCUUCUUCACUUACGACAACUACCGUCCACUCUUCAAGGGCCUUAAGCUGACCAGCCCGAGCAACCACAUCUACGACAGCAGAACCGACAAAUUCAUCGACUUCAAAAUGAUCACUUUGAACGCCAACUUGUCCGAGAGCGGCACUUGGACCUACAACGUGGAACCUUAUCCAGGAAAUCCGCAGCCUCAUUAUUUACAAGUUAUGGCAACUCCGAACUCGGCCUACGUACCUGUCGUAAGAACUUCUUUUAGGAUGCACAAAUUAAAUGCUGGACUGUACGUUCUAUUGGCCGAAGCCAAGUAUGGUGACUUGCCUAUACUGGGUGCCAAGGUGGAAGUCACUUUGACGAAACUGGGAGUUAAUGACACCACUCCUCAGAAGAGUAUUGUCUAUUUGUUGGAUUCUGGAUCUGGCGAUCCGGAUAUCACUAAGGGAGAUGGGGUUUAUACGAGGUACUUUAGUCCUGAGGAAGCUGGAUUGUAUACGUUUGAAGCCUUAGUGAGCAACAAUGAUAACACUGCUUAUAUUUGGAGUUCUUCUAAGCAUAAUGAAGACAAACCGUGUUGCGGUAGCUCCAUUAAAAUCAACGGUGCCAAGCAGAUCUCCCCCUUCCAACGAGCUCUACCCAAGCAAACCUUGGUGAUCUCCCAAAACGACAUUAAAGAACAACUGGAAAACCCUAUUCAAGUGGGCAGGAUCGGUGAUCUACGUGUCGAAGUCUACACUGACGAUAUGAAGGCGAAACUGACCUGGACUGCACCAGACAUGGGAGGAAACCGAGUGUCCCGAUACGAGAUCAAAUUCGCCUCGAACGUGCAAGACAUCUUGGAUAAGUUCGAAACUGCUGCUGUUCUAUGGGAUACUGGGAUGAGUGGACCCUAUCCGAUGGACCCUGGCUCUGAAACCACUUAUAUCUUGGACAUGAACCAUAAUAAAGAGCUCUUGGAUAAGCCGUUGUAUUUUGCUGUUAAGUCUUAUGGAACAGUUGGCUCAGACCUCUCAGGCCCCAUAUCAAACUUUGUCAGAGUAGUUGUCAGAUCUCCACCUCCACCACCCACUGCUGCCCCAACAUUAUCUCCCAACGAGCAAUCAAUAUGGCCCAACCAUGUUAACCCUGUGGGAGUAGACCCUGUUGGUCCAAGCAUUGCCAAAAGCAUGUCCAUCGGACUGGAGUUAAUCCUUCCAGUAGUCAUCGGCAUCAUCCUUCUACUCGUCCUCUUAAUCGUUUACUGCUACUUCUGCAUCAUCAAGAAAAAAUCUGACGGCACCCAUAAGUCUUCUAAAGCGAACGCUAUUAAGAAGGACAAUCUGAGUUCCACCAUCACCAUCGUCCCUAGCAGCCCUCAGAACAACUCUUCACCCACCCAUAACACUUAUCAGAGUGCCGAAGUUCCCGAUCCACACCAAGUGGGUGUCCCCGUCAGCAAUUACGCUUACGAAGACGAAACUAAGAAACGUUACUCCUUGGUGAACCAGCAAGAGCAACAGCUGAUCGAAGAACUUAAGCAGCAACAGCAGAUGCAACAACAACGCGAUAAUCUUCCUCCCGCUUACUCUGGCUUGAGCGUUAUUUCGACCAACACCAUUGUUCGUAACGGGCAGCCCUUGAGCCCUUACAACUCUUGGAGUGCUUCUCAACUGCUGCACGAGCACGAGCGAAGGUACAGCCCCAUGGAUGGUAAUAUGUUGAGCGACGAGCCUGCCCUGAUGACCCACCAAGAAGUGAUUGCUCAAAUGGAUCACAUGGCUAUUACCAAUCAAGGUAUGGAGCAUGGACACCAGAUUAUGGAACAGUAUCCACCGCCAGUACCACCAUUGCCCGCGUUCAGCAAUAAUGGUUAUCCAGUGAACUACAGCAUCUAUGGGGUGCACCAAGGUCCUCCCCAGCAAGCUCAGAUCUACCAAAGUAUGCCCAGGGAUCAGAGUGUACAAUUCAAUCAGAGUCUACAAGGAUCCAUGAACUCUGUUAACAGUGGCGAGAAGAAGCGCAGGAAUGUUACGAUGGUAUAACAAUACGUUGUUUAUAAGAGUAUGAGUGUGGAUCGGAAUGAGAGUUGUACUACGUUUUUAUAAGGAUGAAUGGUUGUAUAUACUUUGUACAUUUUGUAACUGCUAGUCAGGUGACGUGUGUAUUUUAUGUUGUAUUUUGCGAAAUUGCUUGUUGCAAUAUAAUAGAAUAGCCAAAGGUUAUUUUCACUGUAAAUAUCAAUGUCUCAUGAAAGCUACUUAAGAUGCCAGUACUUAUUAGCGUUAAUAAUAAUUUUAAUAUGCAAUGUUUAAGGUAUCGUUCGGCAUUACUUUAAUUAAUAAUUUUUUUUUUGUUAAAAAGACUGAUCUCAGUUUCCAUAAUUUGUUUUUUAUUUGUUGAGCUGCAGCGGGGUUAAUUUUUUGAUAUUUUAUUGUAAAUAAAAUCAUUUUUAGUUAGUUAGGGAAUAAUACCCGUUUUUUGUACAAACUAUUUUAUAAGAUUUUCGACUACUUUUGAUGCCAGUAAAAUUAUUUGUCGUA